Messenger RNA from Anopheles nili, 1062 nucleotides. It is a transcript of the gene hbn, whose product is annotated as retinal homeobox protein Rax. NCBI's taxonomy places the organism in Eukaryota, Metazoa, Arthropoda, Insecta, Diptera, Culicidae. Gene Ontology annotation, molecular function: RNA polymerase II transcription regulatory region sequence-specific DNA binding; DNA-binding transcription factor activity, RNA polymerase II-specific. The transcript has 5 exons. Gene Ontology annotation, biological process: regulation of transcription by RNA polymerase II. The record is from RefSeq and is a predicted model, not a curated record. Bases 1 to 1062 code for a protein of 353 amino acids.
AUGUUGAAGAUGAUGUCAGGAGCCGUGCACGCCGAACGCGUUAUCCGCGCGCCUCCACAAAGCAGCGCUAUAUCGAAACCGAGGGCUGUCUACAGCAUAGAUCAGAUCCUGGGCAAUCAUCAUCACCCACGCAGGACUAUCGGUACCAGCAACAACAACAACAACAACAACAGCCUCGUGAUUAACAACAACAACAACACCAUAGGCUCCGAUGGAGAUAACCCGUUGAAGCGCGAAGGAUCCCCAGUGGAGGUGCACGACAAUGGCGUCGAUGUGGACAACGAUGACGAGCUGCCGAUCAUCGGCGACAUCGACCAAAUGGACAACGAUCCGAACGACAUGGGCCGGCCGAGAAAAAUUCGAAGAUCUCGGACCACAUUCACCACGUACCAGUUGCAUCAGCUGGAGCGAGCGUUUGAGAAAACGCAAUACCCGGACGUGUUCACCAGAGAGGAGUUGGCGAUGCGGCUAGACCUUAGCGAGGCGCGCGUACAGGUUUGGUUCCAAAAUCGUCGUGCAAAGUGGCGCAAACGAGAGAAAGCCAUGGGACGGGACACAUCUGCCUUCCUCCAUCACGAACAAGGACUGCCUGAGUUUCCGCUAGCGCUACCGUUGACACACAAUCUACCCCAUCCGGCAUUGCCAACCGAGUUCUGGCCGCCCAAUUUUGGGCUUCAUCCGUCACUGCUGCCGGGUACGCACGGAUUGCUCCACCCGAAUGUGAUGCCCAACUACAAGAUACCGAACUUCCAUGCGAUCCUGUCGCAGUACAUGGGCCUGAACAAUCUUUUCGGGGGAUAUCCGCAGAAUCUGAGCAUCAACACGCGCAUCAGCCCACAGAACAGCCCCAAAGAGAGUCCGACGAGCGUACCGAUGCCAGGCUCGGUGGGCAUCAACAAUACGAGCAACAGCAGCACCAACAGCGCCAGCAGUCUGCUCAGCAACAACAGCAGCAGCAGCACGAGCAGCACAAGCAGCAACAGCAGCAGCACGAGCAGCAACUCGAACAUCAGCGUUGGCAGCAACAGCAACACCAGCAAAGAGUGCAUCGUGGAGAAGUAA